This is a messenger RNA of Drosophila erecta, 903 nucleotides long. RefSeq names its product deoxyuridine 5'-triphosphate nucleotidohydrolase, mitochondrial (gene dUTPase). Gene Ontology annotation, molecular function: magnesium ion binding; dUTP diphosphatase activity. The record is from RefSeq and is a predicted model, not a curated record. The coding region runs from base 146 to 712 and encodes 188 amino acids. The transcript has a single exon. Gene Ontology annotation, biological process: dUMP biosynthetic process; dUTP catabolic process. Lineage: Eukaryota; Metazoa; Arthropoda; Insecta; Diptera; Drosophilidae.
UACUUCAGCUAUUUUGCAGCACUAGAAGUCCGCCAGUUUUCCGACGCUGUGUAAAACCGCGCCAUUUUCAGACCAGGAUUCUGCAAGUAAGGUGAAGGAAGCACUGCACUUUGACCCAGUCGUAUAGUAAUUCAAUCUGCGCCAUAUGCCAUCAACCGAUUUCGUCGACAUCCCAGCUGCCAAGAAGAUGAAGAUCGACACGUGCGUCCUGCGAUUCGCCAAGCUCACCGAAAAUGCUUUGGAGCCGGUAAGGGGAUCCGCCAAAGCGGCGGGCGUUGACUUGCGAAGCGCCUACGACCUGGUGGUGCCGGCACGAGGCAAGGCCGUCGUCAAGACCGACCUGCAAGUGCAGCUUCCGGAGGGCUCCUACGGACGGGUGGCCCCUCGGUCCGGGCUGGCCGUGAAGAACUUCAUCGAUGUGGGCGCCGGUGUGGUGGACGAGGAUUAUCGCGGCAAUCUCGGCGUCGUCCUGUUCAAUCACUCUAAUGUAGAUUUCGAGGUGAAGCACGGCGACCGCAUCGCCCAGUUCAUUUGCGAGCGCAUCUUCUAUCCGCAACUGGUGAUGGUGGACAAGCUGGAGGACACCGAGCGCGGCGAGGCGGGAUUCGGUUCCACCGGAGUCAAGGAUCUGCCGGCAGCCAAGGCGCAGAACAGCAACGGAGAGAAGGCUGCCGAACCGGAGGGAGCUGCCCCCGCUCCUGUUGCUACGUAAACGAGAAACUAUUGCCGCAUUAAGCACAUCGCUCAUUGUCAAAGAGUUCCAUUCUGUAUCCUUAAGUGAAAAAUGUUAACGUAUGUGUAUUUGUUUAAUUAGAUUGGCUGUUUGAUGUUCACCAUUUGCUGGAUAUAAAAGAAAGCAUUGCAUACUUUUGGAUUCUAGAUUUAUGCAUGCACAAAUUCCUA